AUGAAUAUUCAAGACUGUCGGCCAGCACUAUGGCAGGCUCAUCGACUCAAAGACAUAGGGAGAGCCACACUAGUCAGGUUAUUCAUCAGCUUAGACUUUCAGAGAAUGAGAGUGUGGCUCUGCAAGAGCUUCUAGAUUGGAGGAGAAAGCUGUGUGAAGAGAGAGAAGACUGGCAGCAAAUCUUGCACAACACUGAGCAAAGAAUCACAGCCCCACCUCCACCCCCUUGUAAAAAGCCAACGCUGCUGAAGAAGGUAGAAGAUACCUCUUGCAACAGACUCUCUUCCGGCAUAUGGGAUACCACCAUGUGAUUCAGAUGCGUGUGUUUGCAGACUGUUAGGAAUGAAACCAUCUAAUGACUUCAAUCUGCACAAUCAGCAAGUUUUCUUCCCUUCACAAAGCGUGCAGGAAUUUUUUAUAAGCACUCAACCAAGAGCACAGGAUGGAGGAGCUGUUUAGAUCUGUCGUGUGUGCGUGUACGUGUGUGUUUGUUCUUUUCAUAUAUAUACACAUAUACAUAUAUGUGCACAUCUGUGACUGUAUAUAUGUGUGCAUGUGCAUAUAUAUGGAGACAAACUGCACUAUGAGUACUUAGUUUCAAAGUACAAGACGGUCACUUAGAGUUCUCCCAUGGACAAUGAAGAAACUAUGUUAAGCAAAUGAUGAUGGGGAGAAGCAGUUGACAGGCAUUUUAAAGAGAUCAGGAAAGUCUGUGUGCACACUGUACAGCUGUUUUAUAUAGUACAAAAAUAUGAUGUUUCUUGUUCCC
Messenger RNA from Fulmarus glacialis (Northern fulmar), 769 nucleotides. RefSeq names its product unconventional myosin-XVI-like. Gene Ontology annotation, molecular function: protein phosphatase binding; actin filament binding. The transcript is spliced from 2 exons. The coding region runs from base 30 to 311 and encodes 93 amino acids. Gene Ontology annotation, cellular component: nucleoplasm; perinuclear region of cytoplasm; myosin complex. Gene Ontology annotation, biological process: neuron projection morphogenesis; negative regulation of G1/S transition of mitotic cell cycle; phosphatidylinositol 3-kinase/protein kinase B signal transduction. NCBI's taxonomy places the organism in Eukaryota, Metazoa, Chordata, Aves, Procellariiformes, Procellariidae. The record is from RefSeq and is a predicted model, not a curated record.